Plasmodium yoelii is the source of this 5127-nucleotide messenger RNA. Its product is annotated as condensin-2 complex subunit D3, putative. Gene Ontology annotation, molecular function: histone binding. Gene Ontology annotation, biological process: mitotic chromosome condensation; meiotic chromosome condensation. Lineage: Eukaryota; Apicomplexa; Aconoidasida; Haemosporida; Plasmodiidae. The transcript has 5 exons. The record is from RefSeq and is a predicted model, not a curated record. Gene Ontology annotation, cellular component: condensed chromosome, centromeric region. Bases 1 to 5127 code for a protein of 1708 amino acids.
AUGGAAAAAUGUAAUAAGCGAAAAUUGAAGGAGGGUGUAUCAAACAAAAAUGGAAAUGAACAUGCUGGAGAGAAAAAACAAAAAACUAAAAUAGAAAAUAAAGCAAUAAAUGAAAAAAAGUUGUAUAACAAUUUGCAAUUGCAUAAUAAUAUUCUUAUAAAAUUUAUUAAAGAAAAUGAAGAAAAAUAUGGAAAAUUGGAAAAGGAUGAAAAUAUGUAUAGAAAAUUAAAAGCUAAAUUUCUUUCGUUAAAUAUAUCAAGUGUAUCAAUAGAGCAUUAUGAUUCUUUUGAUUAUUUUGAAAAAAACAAAAUUGAUUUUCUCCUUCCGGAAUUAGACAACAUCGUUAAUUCGUCAAAUAUCGAUGUUUUGAAGGGGCUCAGUGACGUGUCCUUUUAUCCGAAUUACAACGAAACAAUACGAAAAAGGAUUGUGGAGUGGUUAGUUAAGGAAAGAAACAAAGAUGAAAACACAAAAGAUGAUGCUGAACAUACAAGCAUAUCAUAUUUGUCUAGCAUGAACAUUCUUCUAACUUAUUUAAUAUAUAAAAAUGAUAAUUAUUCUAAUUAUGCUUGUUUGAUUUGUUUAAAUAUGCUAAAAUGGAUGCACAUUGAAAGAAAAAAACAAAUGUUUCGACUUUUCACGCUAAAAGGAAUAUUAAAAAGGUUUUUAUUAUGUGCUCACUAUUUGAACGAUAAAGAAAUAAUGAAAAUAAAAAAAAUGGAAAACGAUCAAUCCAUAAGCGAAGAGGAUAUAGGCGUUUUAAAAAACAUAUUUAUGCUGUUGUAUGAAAGCAUAGAUUAUCUCGACAUAAGUAACUUGGUUAAUAUAAAUAGUAAAAAUUGCAUAUUUGAGCUCAUAAAAUUUUAUAUAGAAUUAUUGAAAUAUCCAUUAAUUCAUUCAGUUCAUAUACUAUGUAUAAAUUACCUAAUAAAAAUAGUGAUAAAAUGCUAUGAUAUUAGAUUUGAAUAUAAUAUAAAUGUGGAAUUAUAUGAUAUCGGGCCUCAUGUAAAUAUAUUUGUAAAAAUUGUAAAUUUAAUAUUUGCAAAAAUCUUAUCUAUUUUAAAAGAUAUAAAAAAUUCUGAAAAUGUAUAUUAUAUUGAAGAAAUAAACAAUAUUAAUAAUUUAAUAGCUUUGUUAUUUACAAAUAUAUUGAAUAGUUGCAUAAGGAUAAUUAUACCGCAAGUAUUAUAUAAUGAUAAACAAAAACAAAAAUAUUUAUUAAAUAACGAAAUGACAAGAACCACAAAAAUAAACAAAAUUAAAGAUGACGAAUUGGAUGCUGAAGACAAGAUAGUUCUUAACGCAUGUAAUCCCGUUUUUUCGUUUAUCGAAAUAUUUAUCAUUAAUAAUAGUGAUAAGUAUGAAAAGACUGUAUUUACAGAUCUGAUAAAAAUAAUAAUUAAUAACUGUAGAAAAAUUGAAAAAAAAUAUAACGUUAUGAAAAUAAUACACGAUGAGUUUAUGUUGCAUAUUAAAGGGGAAGAUAAUAAAAAAAAUGGAGAUAAAUAUUUAGAUAAAAAUUAUUUAAAAACGAAAAAAAUCAGUAAAAAACGAUUAGAAUCAACGGCAUCUUUUAAAAUAUCCGACGAGUGUAAUUCUUCUGUUUAUUCAGAGACAGAAGGGGAAGACGAAGAAGAGGAGGAAGAUGAAGAAAAAGGAAGAGAAGAUGGAAAAUCAGAAAUGGGUGAUAACCAAACAAACGGUUAUGAAAGCGAGAAAGAGACAAAUAAAUAUUGCCCUGUGAGUAAAAUAAAGAACAAAACAAAAAGUACUUUAGAGAUUGAUAAUAAGAAAUAUUGUAUUGUCUAUGAAUCAGUGAUGAUUAGAUAUUUAAAUUUACUUUUGAAAUAUAUGAACUGUGAAAAACAUCAAAUUAGGAAUAUGAUAUUAGACCUAUUUUUAAUAUUAUUAAAAAAAAAAAAAACGAAUAAAAAUGAAAAUAUUUAUGAGAAAUUAUUUCGAUUAUUUUUAGAAAGAUUAGAAGACCCAAACAUUGUAGUAAAAUCAAAAGCAUUGUCUAUAUUAGUAACAUUAACAAAUAAAAAACAUCAUAAUAAUAAUCUCGUUCGUAACUUUAUAUAUAAUAAAAGAAAAGAAAAAAUAAAUAUGUAUAAAAUAAUAUCUUCUAAUAUAUUUAGUCAUAGAAGUAAUAUAAGAAAAUUAACAAUACAAUAUAUAGAAGUUAUAUUUGAAACACUAAUAAGUCAAAAAUUAAAUUAUAAAAUAUUUCUAAUAUUUAUUUCUAAUUAUUUAUAUUCUUUAUCAUUUGAUUCGAUUUUAUCUGUAAGGAGACAAGUUUUAUUAACAGUUAAUAUCUUGUUCUUAAUGGCUAGCAAUGAUGAAUAUAUAGGGAAAUUAUGGAUAACUAUUAUUUUAUCAGCUAUAACCGAUACAGAAGAAACAAUAAAAGACGAAGCUAUCUCAAUAUUUAUAAAUACAUUUAUGAAGGCAUCUAUUAAUUGUUCUAUGUUUAAUACUAAUGAAAAAAAAAUCAACCAAGUUUUGGAAGAAAAUGGAAUGACCUAUUUUAAGGCAUUAACAACGUUUUCCCAUGAGUUGAAAACAAAAAAAGAUGAUUAUAAAAACACAAAAAGUGAUGUAGAAGUAAAUCCGAUUGUCAAAAAUGGAAGUAUAACCGAUUCGGUCACAUCUGAUACAAAUCAAAGAAAAUAUUCGAACAAUAUUAUUAAAAAUAAAGAAGGAUUGGAAAAAGAAAGAGAAGAGUGUGACAAAAACAAUGAUGGAGUUAUAUUACUUAUAGAAAUAUGGGAAAAAUAUUUUGAAAGUAAUAUGGAUAAUUAUUUUUUAACACUUUUAAAAAUGAUGACAAAAUAUGAUUUACUAAAUUUCAACCUUAUAUUACUUUGCCUAACACAAAAGAAAAAUAAUGUCUUAGAAGAAUUUAUAAAAGGAAUAAACAUUUUUAUAUAUAAUUUAAGAUAUUUUUCAAUACGAACCUGGAACACUUUUAUAUUUGAUUUUAUAAUAGAGUUGUCAAAAGAAUACCAAAAUAGUAUUAAUUUUGAAAGUAUAUUAUUUUUGUUGAGUAGAUGCUAUAAAAUAUAUUUGAUGAAUGAAAACAAAAAUAUUAAUAAGAGUAAUAUAAUUGAUAAAAAUAUCAUGGCUGAAAAAAAAAUCGAAAAUAUAAAAGAGAAUCCCGAAAUAAAUAACACAAUUAAAACUGAAUUUCUAUUUGAUUCUAUAUUAACAGAUCAAGAGUUAGCGAAUGAAAAGAAAUCUUGUCCUAAUGGUAUACUAAAAAAUAUCAUGCUAAAAUUAUUCACAAUAAUUUCUAAUCUUCUAAAUAAUGAGAAUAAUGAAGUUAAUGAAAACUUUUUAGAAAUUAUAGAAAAUACAAUUUUUAAUUUUAAUUGUCCAAUGUGUUUUAUAUAUAUAAUAUUAAAUAUAUUGAUAAAGAAAAAAAAAAAUGUAAAUCAAUUUAUAGAUAAGCUAAAAAAUAAAAUUCACUUUUUUUUCGAAAAAAUCGAAAUAAUCCCAUAUAAUAACGUUUUUUGUAAUAUCUUAGUUACUUUUAUAUUUUUAAUAAAUCAUUAUAAAAAGCAAGACACCGAAUUUUUAACUAUGGCAUCUGAAAAAUUGAAAAUAGUUUAUGAAAACGUAUGUAAGGAUAAAUCAGCAGGCAGUAAUGAAACAGCUAUAGGGGGUGAAGAUUCUGACAAUUUAAAUCAUCUCGGUGAAAAUAUUAUAAUGGUAAAGAAUUGCAUAUACAUGGCUCAAUGUGUGUUGAUAAUAGAUAAAGACAUGAUGAAUAAAAGUGAUUUUUUCUUAACAUUAGAAAAAGAUUUAAAAAAUUCGAAUACUUGCAUGAAUAUACUGAAUAAUUUGAUUAUCCUGACUUAUUAUAUGAUAAAAAAUUUUGGAAGUUCGUGCAACAAAUUUGUAUUCAAUCUUUUACGUUUUUUUAAACACGAAAAUUCUUUUAUUCGGUAUUUGUCUUUUUAUAUGUUAUCUAAAUUAAUUUCAGAAGAUUAUGUAAAAUUUAAUAAUCAAUUUUUUUUUGGCUUUUUAUAUUUAUUGGCUGAUAAAAAUGAGAUAAUAAGAAAACAGUCGUUAUCUGUUUUUAAACAUAUAGUAUUAAUAUAUAAUAAAAGUAAUUUAAUAAAUUAUAUGAUUGAUUUUAUAUUUGUAUUAAAUAAUUUUUAUUCUAUUAAACUAAGCAAGCAUUUAAUACAUAUUGGAAAUCAUUUUGAAAUAAAAAAUCCUGAAGAUAGAUAUAAAAUAUAUUGUUUAUUAAUAGAAAAUUUAACCAAUAGUGAAAAAUUUUCCUUUCAACAAAAGUUGAUAAAUGAAUAUCUAAUUCAAUAUGUUUAUGAUUAUGAUAAUUAUUAUUUUUCUGAUGAACAUGCAAAAGAAAAGAAAGGAGAUGAUGGAAUUAACACACGAGCUAAGCAUAAUAAUAUUAUCCCAAUAAAUGACGAAGGAAAUGAAGGAUCCGUACUCAAAGAUGUUUUACUCAUAUUAAGUUCCCGAUUAAUGAAAAUAAAAAUUAAAAAAGAUUUUGCAAAAUUAGAAGAAAAAAAUAAAAAUAUAAAAAUAAAAAAUGUAGAAAGUAGUGUUAAAGUAUUAAAUGAUCUUAUGAAAAAUAUAUUAAAAAAAAAUACACUUCCUAUAUUAUUGUCUUUACGUGCAAUUAUGCUUAAAACUAAAUCAUUUUUUUUUAAAUAUAUAAAUAAUUUAAUAAUUUAUUUAUGUAUUGAUUAUAAAGAUUCAUUGGAGGAAUUGAUACUCGAGGCUCAUACCCGAAAUGAAAUAUUUAGUGAUAUACAACAUUUUGUCUAUACUGAUGUUAUACAUUCUGUUCAUAAUAAUAAUGAUAUCUUUAAUAAAAAUAGUAACAUUAAUAUUGACAUAAACUUUUUAGAGUUGUCCCAAAAUCAAAUGAUCGAACACAAUUUGGAAAAAAAUAUGCAUAACAAAAACAUCAGGAAAAAAGGGAAUAUUCAUAAGAAAAAAAAUGAUGACAAUAGUGAUGAUACCAGUGACAAUAGUGACCGGUCUAGUGAUUACGAGGAAGUUUCAAAUGUUUUGCAUAGUAUCCACAAUAGACACCAAUUAUCAAAUAAUAUAAAAAUAAAUAAAAAAACAAAAAAAAAUAAUAAAAAAUAA